AUGACAGAUGAAACGUUGCCGCCGAACCUGGAUGUACUGGCAUUUGGAACAGGGACAACUGAUCAACUAGUCAACUUUCCACUGCCCACGCUGACAUUUUCAAGCAUGGGAGUUCAAGCAAAAUCAACUGAAAAUGAUAGGAUUUGGAUGGCUGAAGAACCCAGUACUUUACUUGGACAAUCCAGUGCUCAUAGUCUACAACGUCAGGCAGUAGCAAUCCUCAAAAAGGCAGGACUUACAUCAGAAGGAAUCAAAGCGUGA
This is a messenger RNA of Protopolystoma xenopodis, 261 nucleotides long. Lineage: Eukaryota; Metazoa; Platyhelminthes; Monogenea; Polystomatidea; Polystomatidae. The record is from the annotation of a GenBank genome assembly.